AUGGAGGGUCGGGAUUUUCAGGUGGAUGGGGUUUCUAUGUAUAAACUGUAUGCUAAGCUCAAAUCUAUGAAAGUUGUGCUAAAAGUUCAGAACCUGUCUUGCUUUGGGAAUCUUAAACAGAAAAUUAUGGAGGCUUGUGAGAAUUUGGAUAUGGCUCAAAAGGAUGUCAUUGCUAAUUUUGGGAGAGCUGAUUGCUUGCUUAAAGAGAGAGAAUGUCUUCAUGCUUAUAAUGCUAAGAACACUGUCACUCAUUUGUGGGAUGAGAAAGGAAAUAGAGUGGAGGAUGUGGAGCAGAUCAAACAGAUGGCUAUCCAGUUUUAUGAGAAGUUGUUAUGUGAUAAGGCUGCUAUUUUGGAGAAGGAGGUUACUGCAGAAGAGAUAAGGGAAACUUUGUUUCACAUGCCAGCCAACAAGGCCCCUGGUCCUGAUGGGCUCUCUGCAGAGUUCUUUAAGGCCUCUUGGUCUAUUGUUGGAGAAGGGGUGGUGGCAGCUAUUAAGGGGUUUUUUGCUUCUGGCAAAUUGCUUAAGGAGGUUAAUGCCACUAUUUUAACUUUGGUACCUAAGAAGGUGAAUCCAUCUACUAUGGGGGAUUUCAAACCUAUAGCUUGUUGCAGGAAGGGGCUUAGGCAGGGGGAUCCUUGUUCUCCUUACUUGUUUGUUUUAGCCAUGGAGGUGUUUUCAAGGAUUAUAGUUGAGCACACUGGUGUUGGAUCAGGUUUUCAGUUUCAUCCCAAGUGUGUGAAGUUGAAACUUACUCACUUAUGUUUUGCAGAUGAUCUUAUUUUUUCUACAGCAACUUUGAAUGCUAUCACUAUUGUUAAAGUUGCUUUACUUGAAUUUGAAGAACUCUCUGGUUUGAAAGCUAAUCUUUUUAAGAGUUCUUUCUUUUGCUCUGGGAUUUCAGAUAGAGUGAAACAUGUGUUGUUAGGAGAGUUGGGGAUGAAUGAGGGCCAUCUUCCUGUUAGGUACCUUGGGGUACCUCUCAUUUCUACCAAACUUUUUGCAGCUGAUUGUGGGGCUUUGUUGGAUAGGAUUACUGGGCUCAUUGACUCAUGGCUUUCUAAGCACUUAUCCUAUGCAGGGAGGCUCCAAUUAUUAUCUUCUGUGCUUUACAGUUUGCAAGUUUAUUGGACUGGUAUCUUUAUUCUGCCUAAGAAGGUCAUUCAGGCUAUUGAACAGAAAUUCAAUAGGUUUUUGUGGAAUGGGAAGACUGAAGGGUCUGCAAAGGCUAAGGUUUCUUGGCAAGAGCUAUGUUAUCCUAAGAAGGAAGGAGGUUUGGGUUUGAAACAGUUGGAGAUUUGGAACCAAUUUGCUAUGCUCAGACAUGUAUGGAGUCUGUUUGCUAGAUCAGGUAUUCUGUAUGAGGUUUAUGGGCAUAGGGCUGUUUAUGAUGCUAGAAGCACUGUGGAGGCCAAACUCUCUUCUGUAAUUCUUAAUGGAGAAUGGCAUUGGAGACCAGCUAGAUCUGAUGCUCUGGUUGAAAUCCAAGCUAGGCUUCCUGAGAUUAGGUUUGCUCCUUAUGAUAAUCCUUUGUGGACUGCAUCUAGGAAGGGAAUAUAUGUUAGUUCAGAAACUUGGGAGCUGCUGAGAGAGAAGAAAGAGGAGAUUGCCUGGUGGAAAUUGGUUUGGUUCUCAUAUGCCAUUCCUAAGCAUGCUUUCAUUUUGUGGCUUACUAUACAAGAUAGACUUGUAACAGGUUCUGUUAUCUACAAUUUAUGGCGCACUAGGAAUGAGCUAAAGCAUUCUGGUCAGCCUAGCACUGAGGAGCAGCUUUUGAAGAAGAUAAUUUGGGAGGUGAGGUCAAGACUUGCUGGGAAGGGAAAGUUCCCAAGGACUAGAGAGAAUUUGGUUUUAGCUUCUUUGUGGAAUCUGCCUGCUGACUUGCUGUUAUAG
This is a messenger RNA of Corylus avellana, 1893 nucleotides long. The record is from RefSeq and is a predicted model, not a curated record. Lineage: Eukaryota; Viridiplantae; Streptophyta; Magnoliopsida; Fagales; Betulaceae.